Messenger RNA from Haliotis rubra (blacklip abalone), 2104 nucleotides. Its product is annotated as homeobox protein Dlx1a-like. The record is from RefSeq and is a predicted model, not a curated record. The transcript is spliced from 3 exons. Gene Ontology annotation, molecular function: DNA-binding transcription factor activity, RNA polymerase II-specific; RNA polymerase II cis-regulatory region sequence-specific DNA binding. NCBI's taxonomy places the organism in Eukaryota, Metazoa, Mollusca, Gastropoda, Lepetellida, Haliotidae. The coding region runs from base 114 to 971 and encodes 285 amino acids. Gene Ontology annotation, biological process: regulation of transcription by RNA polymerase II.
CUGAUUUAAGUGGUAGUUUGAGGAACUAAGGACUAGCAGUAUACAGGGAUAGUGAUCGGCGGACAGGCCAUAUUUAUCUCAAAAUUACCCCUAAUAACACUGAAGUAGACACGAUGUUGAACAUGGCGGGUGCAAUGGACGGUUUGGAGCAAGAAAUGGUAGGCAAGUCUGCCUUCAUGGAACUACAACAGCAGAUGCCUCCAUCAAUGGGGCACCCAGCGUACCCCAUUCGAUCUGGCUACCCUCCUCAACAUUCGCAGCACGAUGUUUUCACAUCUCAACCGACCAGACCUCUAGCGUACCCGUUUCCAAUGAACAGUAUGGCUCCUACUUCAUACAACCCUCCCACCAGCCACCCGUUCUCGAUGUCACCCUACCAGACCCCUUCGCCUCCCAGAGAUGAAAAACCUCAAAUGGACGACCAACUGAGAAUAAACGGUAAAGGCAAAAAGAUGAGGAAGCCUCGCACAAUCUACUCCAGUCUCCAGCUGCAGCAGCUAAACCGCCGGUUCCAGCGUACCCAGUACCUGGCCCUACCGGAGAGGGCCGAAUUGGCAGCAUCCCUCGGGCUGACACAAACACAGGUGAAGAUCUGGUUUCAAAAUAGGCGUUCCAAGUACAAGAAGCUGAUGAAACAGAACCCGAACUCCACCCCUCCCCAGCCACAGCAGCCACAGCCACAGACAUCACCAGUGCCACAGCAACAACCUCAACCCCAGGCCCAACCUCAGCCGGCCGAGCUACCUCCAGCUCAACCCCAAACACCCCAACAGUCAGCAGCCCAAGGUCAAGGUCAAGGUCAACAACCACAGCCCCUACUUCCUGUGUCGUCGUCCAUGAGUCCCCAGCCAGUGUGUACCUGGUCUGAUUUAAGUAACAAUAACCCAUCAACGAAUUCCUACAUGUCCAUGUCUCACUACUCCUGGUACGCGCACAACAACAUGAACUCCCAACAGUCUCUUCUCACAUAACACGCACCUGCAGUAUUGGGAGUAUUUAAUUAGACUAUGACCACUAUGUAAGUGGGCACUGUAUGGGCUGGCCCCUGUCAGGCAGGGGUACACUUGGUGUUGUGACGUCAUCUUAGACUUGAAUUACGUGGUGUGGGCGGCAUGUCAUCAGCGUCAGAGAAGACGGUGUGCCUGGGGCAGUGGCACCCUUCCACAAUAUAGGGAAGGUCACUCAUUACUGACAGUAUAGACUUUUUCCUGCGCCACCAACAGAAAGGACUCCAGCACAAACUCACACGAAUCUCUUGCCACGACAACAAAGAUGGCCAACCCAUGUGGGUGUAAACCAUGUAGUGCCCCCACGGCCAGCAUUGUCCUGCUGCAGGCGAGUUAAUUGGCCGGAGGGCGGUGGACAUGGACGGACAGGACCAUUGUGCUCAACUUAUCAUACCCGGGACGCAAGUGCAAAAACCAAACCCCGACUGGCCUGAACGCCGGGCGGUGCGUUUCAACCCUGACUCUCACCCAAAUGGACAAGUCUCAUGAUCCCUAUCUCGUACCCUUUGCUCUGUGACAAUAAGGGAUGGCUAGGGAACACAUCCCCAACAAUAUAAAUGCAUUCAUCCGGGCACAAGAUAUUAUCUUUAAUUUGCUUGGACAUCUCAGGGUUCACAUCUCCCAAGGCAAGUGGUUUUGCUUUCUAUCUGUUGCUAGUGACGGCGACUGUGACACUGUAAGAACGGCGAUGUUGUUGGAAGCCGUGUAGCAGAUAGGCUAACCCUAUGUCUAUAUAUGUAGUGUGUUUUACCUCAUAGUGACAGGGAAAGCCGGGCUCGUCUCCGAGCUCUGGGGCUAAUCCGUGUAUUACUUUUUCCUUUUUUUGUGAGGUGUCUCAAACAUAUGUUGCGUUCUGUCAUUUGCCCGGCGCAUUUGAUUAUAGAAGCUGUUGUGGUUUGGAUUUAACUAAUGUAAAUUAUGUACAGUAGAUUUUAAACUAAUGUGGAUUAGAGUCUAGAGUGACAUUGGUUCUUGUGUUUUAAUAUAUUGUGUAUCUGUCUGUUCGUCCGCUGUCCAGUGACGUUUGAGUGGACAUGUGAGAGAGUGCAGGCAAAGCCACAUCGCACUGUGCUAAAAUAAAAAAAUAUGAAUGAAAA